Apis dorsata (giant honeybee) is the source of this 1639-nucleotide messenger RNA. RefSeq names its product beta-1,4-mannosyl-glycoprotein 4-beta-N-acetylglucosaminyltransferase (gene Mgat3). The record is from RefSeq and is a predicted model, not a curated record. Gene Ontology annotation, molecular function: beta-1,4-mannosylglycoprotein 4-beta-N-acetylglucosaminyltransferase activity. The coding region runs from base 247 to 1533 and encodes 428 amino acids. Gene Ontology annotation, biological process: protein N-linked glycosylation; N-acetylglucosamine metabolic process. The transcript is spliced from 2 exons. Gene Ontology annotation, cellular component: membrane. Lineage: Eukaryota; Metazoa; Arthropoda; Insecta; Hymenoptera; Apidae.
AUGAUUUUUAACUAUUAAUUAUCAUUUACAUUAAGUGUAAUUGUUUACUUACUACAAAAGUGAAAAAAAAAAUGUGAAUUCUAAUUGCUAUAUGAUGUAUCAUCAGCAAAUUCGAACUUCAUUUCAUACAUAUAUACAUACAUAUUUAUGGAUGGGCUCUUUUAGCAACAAAAAUGUUAUGAUUAAAGUAAAAUUUUUACAAGGCAUAAAAUGAAAGAUUAAUAAUUUGAAACAAAAAGUAGUGCCAUGCAGCCCCGUCUAGAUGGGAAACUGGCUUUAUUAUAUACAUUAUUAGUUCUACAAGUUCUAAUUGUUAUGAUUUAUGUUGCUACAACUCCACCUUCUGAAUUAACUGUAUCCACAACUCAUACUUCUGUUACAUUUGUGAAAUUUGAAGAAUCACAAGAAUCAAAAAUUCAACAAACUAAUUAUAAAAAGUUUCCCAUCUACCAGACAAUCAAUGAAGAAAUAAUAUUAAAUGAAAUCAAGACUUUUACUUUGUUUGAAGUAUACAAUCAUACUAUUUGUUGGAAAUAUGGAGUUGAUGAAUCAAAAAUGAAAGGUAGUGAAGAUCUUCAAAAAUGUAUUUGUAUACAUGGGUGGCAUGGUUCGGAUUGUGGUCAACCAGAAGUUGUUUGGAGAGCAAUUAUGGCAUCAAAGCAAAAUGUUAAAUUAAAACAUCGUAAAAUAGCUAGACGUAUCAUUCAUACAUUUUUUCUACAUGAACAUAACUCAGCAAUUGCAGAAGUGAUAGUAGAAGAACUAUAUAAUGUAGUAGAUCUUUUUGUAAUCUGUGAUUUUAGUAAUGCAGAAGAUAAUUUCCAUCAUAAACUACUUAAAGGUUUAUUACAACAGAAACAGAAAAAAAUUUUAUAUAUUAAUAUAUCAACGAAGUUACACAAACCAUCAAGAAUAUUAUCUAAAUAUAUUUGGGAAAAACUUAAGACUGUAAUACGAAAUUUAAAAGACGAUGAUAUUUAUAUAACAACUGAACCAGAACAAAUAUUAAAUUCCAGGGCAUUAAUGUUCCUCAAGGUAUAUAAUGGAUGGCCCCAACCUAUUGGUUUUAGAUUAAGAUGGUCUGUUUAUGGAUUCUUUUGGCAACAUCCACUUAAAACAAUGAUAACAGUUGGUGCAUGUACAAUUGGAUUAAUGCGUGAAGCUUAUCAAUCAAAUUCUAUCAUGUUGGAACAACUGGAAGGAGAUUUAAGUGAAAGAGAUAGUCUAGGUCUAGUGAUAGGAGAUUUAAAUCAUUAUGGAGGGUGGUACUGUUAUUUAUGUCAGGCACCCGCAAAUAUUAUAACCAGUUUACAUAAUAAAGUUAAAUCUAAAGAAAUUCAAAUAGAAAAAACUAUUGAUGUACCAUUCAUUGAGGACCUAAUAGGAAGUGGAUUAUGGUUAGAUGGGAAAACUAAUCUCCUAAGAGUCUCUAAAUCUCAGGACCUCUAUUUUGCGCCUGAAACAAUACUUAAUAAUACAUGGAAGUAUGACUGGCUAGUAGAAAAUUUUUAUGCUAAGUUAGACUAUUAUUGACAUAUUAGUCACACCUGACUGUGAUAUUAACUCAUACUCAAUACUCAAUGUAAACUAUAAUAUUGUACUGAAUUUAUAUACUAAAAUAAUAUGUUGAAUGAAUUAU